CCUUGGUCCGUGGUAGGAGACCAAAGUUUCCCAGAUAAAGGUCUAGCAAACGGGUUAUCCUGAUUGACGAGUGCCUUUGCCAUCAUGCGCUCUUGUCAGCUACGUCUCAUCCGACCUCUUACACAACACGGCAUAGAACAACACACGAUGGGAUCACUUGACCGUGUGGCCCAUUGUUUCAUUCUGGUUAUCUUGCUUUAAAAAAACAAAAAAAAAACGAAGCGUCUAAAAUUUCGUAACGUGCUGUCUCCUGGAAGUGAAACGUGUGGAAACUUUGGUUGACGCAAUGCGGUGAAUGUUUGGACUGACAGGCGGACAGCUAAAUGACAUUAAGUAUAAGUUAACAUUGUGUGUUUGGACUGACAGGCGGACAGCUAAAUGACAGUAAGUAUAAGUUAACAUCGUGUGGUUGGACUGACAGGCGGACAGCUAAAUGACAGUAAGAAUAAGUUAACAUCGUGUGGUUUGACUGACAGGCGGACAGCUAAAUGACAUAAAGUAUAAGUUAACAUUGUGUGGUUGGACUAACAGGCGUGCAGCUAAAUAACAGUAAUUGUAAGUUAACAUUUUCUUGUUCUACAGACUGCGUUACCAUUUUUUCCAGGGACAGUGUCUUUCCCUGUUUGUUUCUUUUUCAAAUACAUGUACUGGCAAUGCUAGGGAUGUUGCUAUUAUAUUUAAAUACUGCUAAUUAAAGGGGUGUUGUUUUUUUUAAAACUUAAAACAGUAGAAUAUAUAUUUUUUCUUUCUUAUACUCAUCCAUUACAUUCUCAUACAUUCUCAUAAAGUCUCAUACACUGGCGCUCUUCUUGUCAUGUUCAUUAGAACUCGCCAUUAGAACUCACCAUUAGAACUCACCAUUAGAACUCACCAUUAGAACUCACCAUUAGAGCUCACCAUUAGAACUCACCGUUUGAACUCACCAUUCUGGUAACUUAAUUUGGUGUUUUAUUAUUUUAUUUAUGUGUUGCUCCCAGGGGAGCUAAUGCUGUGAGACUGACGUCAUUGCAGACGGCACCCAGUCUGCGCCCCGCAUGUGUUGAGUUCAAAGUGAAAAGAAUCACAAAGGCAUGGCACUGAGCACUGUCUUGUUGUGACAACCAGCGUUUGUUGCCUUGGCUGCGUAAAAUAGCAAUAUGGCUGACAGAAAAAGACACCGCCCAUCAGACAGGGACGGAAAACCAGGUGAUUGUCUUACAGACAAAAUGUGAAAUUCCAUUUAAAUUUUCUAUUCUAAGCAAUUUGUAGCAGCAGCAGGACUGAUAGAAACUAUAAAUAAAAAUUUAAAUAAAUUCGAAACUAAAGCUACAUCAACAUGAAAAAAUCAAAUUUUUAAAACAAAUAUGUAAAUUAAAUAAUGUACUUGUUCUGCAAUUACUGAGAAAUUAAAAUUGAUCACGCCUAAGAUUUGUUUUUCAAGCUUGCUUAUUUUUUGUUAUAAAUGUCUCAGUACAAUACAUUGUAUAACUUUGUCAAUGACAUUCCCAUUGAUCUUAUUUUUUUAAAGAAAUAUCCAUUAACCUUUAUUCCCAGGGACUUCGAGUGCAGCAAACGAUCAACAUACGAAUGAUUACACUAGUAAUUUUGAUAGUUUAUCGUGGGACAUUCCCAGAACUGACAUGCUCAGGGCCACGAACAUUCUCAGAAAUCAGUUGGACGAUGACGGGAACUCUGAGGACGAACCACUGUUAACACCUGAAUAUUCUCACGUACUGUACUUUGUCUUUGUUUCACUAAUAUCAAUGAAAAAUAAACUAGUGAAGCUAGUGAAUGUGGUACAACUGGUUGUGGGGGAAUUCAAAUAUAGGCAUUCUUUGCACAUUUUCUAGGGAAAACCAAUUUUCUUGACUCAAAGGAAACCCUUUGACUUAAUGUUGUGGAGAAUCCCAACUUGGGUAGUGCAGAAGGGUGGAGAAUCCCAACUUGGGUAGUGCAGACGGGUGGAGGGUUUUUCAUAGUAACGAAGACCCGACACUGACCACCUGUCGUAGGUUAUCAGAGUGAACGAGGACGAGGCUAUAGUACAACCGUGACAGUAUCGUUAUAAAUCAAAGGUACGGCAUACGGAGGCUGACACUUUUCUUGAAACCAGGUCGUUUGAGCAUGGGUCGAGGUGGGUCGAGAGAUGCGUAGAUUUUUGUUUCAAUUUUAACGCACACACACACAUUUGGAGUUUUCUCUUUUUUCCCAACAUGUUUUUAAUUCUGAAUUUGAUCUUUAUAACAAUAUGUCAAGUCGUUUAGUGUUUUUAUAAGCAAUUUAUCGAUAUACUCAUAGAAUUAGUCAUAAGAUAAUAUUUUUGGUUAUCUAUUUCAAAAGAUACAUUUCAUAUGCAAGCUAAUAAGAGACCUCAUGUGACUUUUUGAUGCUACCUGUCACUUUUCGGUUUCGUCCCCCCCCCCCUUUGCUUUCAAAAUAUUUUUUUUCAUAUCCCAACUUUUGGCCUUUAAAUAUCCAAACCCCCUGGAGUCCAAGACGCCGCCUCUGAAGCUACCUAUUGAUUACAGUUGUACAUUUGUUGAGGGGGGAGGGGUAGCGCUAAGGAUUUUUUAAUACGUGCGACAAUUUUUUGAUUGGUCGUUACAGAAACCCGUCACAGAGAAGGAAGAAGGCGUGUCAGCAAGGGGUGCAUGGAACAUCGCCAUUGCCUUGGUCGUCCUCAGCUUGUCGACGAUGUCGUACGCCCUGUUCAACGACGCCUUCAGUCAAUGGCUCUAUGUGGAAUUUGAGUACAUGGUGCUGGGCUCUAACGCGUCGUUCAUCAAUGACUCCGCGUGAGUCUGUUGGCAUUUUUGGUGUUUUUGUGCUCAUUUGUUGCGCAUUUCAUGCUCAUUUAGUGCGCAUUUAGUGCGCAAUGUCCCUCACUAAGUGUUUCAGGGUAGGCCCGGGCGGUGAGAGAGCCUUAGUGAAGACAAUGCGCAGCUCAGCAGAUGGAGCUGAUUGCUAAUGUACUAGCUGGGGUUGUAAGACAGUAAACUCGGACCUUUAACAGAAUAUGUGCGUUAGUGAUCAUUUAAAAGGGUUCUGUUCUUUGAUGUGACAUAAACCAGAUAUUAUACACCAACUGCAACACCACGUCACUUCUUUCUGUUUAUCGUUGUAAAUACUUCUGGUGGACAGAUAAUACUUUAAAUUUUUAUUUGAAGAGUUGUUGAUUGAGGGGUUCUAAAACUCGUUUCAAUUUCGUACAACUUAAAUUUUUUGCCUUUCCAAAAAUAAAAUAAAAAAAGUCACAUCCGAUCAGCUCUAAAAUGUGUACCGGUAAUGAAAAUUGGAUAUCUGUAUUUGCUACGCCUCCAUAAUAAUCAUGUACCACAAGUGCAGGUAGAUGGAACACGGUGGGAGAAUAUAAGUGUUUAUAUCAAUAAAAACGUAGUAAAUUAGCAAUGUUAAGAAAAUCUAAAUAAUUUAUUCAUGUAAAAAUUUGCACUUCCUCAUAAAGCCGAUGUUAUUCAUAUAAUAUUUGAAACUGAUAUCUGACGAAUUGGUCCAAGUCAGCUUUGAUGUCAAUUUCAAUUGAAUAUUAAGAAGGCAACAGUGUAUACAGUAACGGUUCUCUCUAUCUCUAUCCAGAUCCAGCAAUCCAUGUAUCAAGGGUAACAACAACUCGUCGCCAUGGGCAGCAGAACUGGACGAGGCACAAGCCAGGGCAUCAAGGUUCAACACAUGGGCAAUGUUGAUCAGCCUUCUGCCAGCCGUCAUAACGAACACUUUACUCGGGGCGUAUGCUGACCGGAUCGGUCGUAGAGUUCUGUUUAUAUUACCACUGUUUGGUAGGCAUUAGGUCGCUCUGUUUAUAUUACCACUGUUUGGUAGGCAUUAGGUCGCUCUGUUUAUAUUACCACUGUUUGGUAGGCAUUAGGUCGCUCUGUUUAUAUUACCACUGUUUGGUAGGCAUUAGGUCGUCCUGUUUAUAUUACCACUGUUUGGUAGGCAUUAGGUCGUCCUGUUUAUAUUACCACUGUUUGGUAGGCAUUGAGUCGUCCUGUUUAUAUUACCACUGUUUGGUAGGCAUAAAGUCGUUCUGUUUAUAUUACCACUGUUAGGUAGGCAUGAAUUCGUCAUGUUUAUGUUACCACUGUUGGAGCGAAUGUGUAAACUUCUUGAAAACAGAUACGCCGAUUUCUGUCAAGUCGUUGAUGUCUCAAGACAUAAAUCUAAACGACAAUAAAGCAUGUGUAUCUCAUGUCCAGUGAUCCAAGGGUUAAUACUGUCAAACAAUAACGAUGACCAAAGAACAAGAAAUAAAAAUCUGUACAUCGGAGCCACUCAGACUGUUUCCCCCUUGAACUAUAUCGGAGCCACUCAGACUGUUUCCCCCUUGAACUAUAUCGGAGCCACUCAGACUGUUUCCCCCUUGAACUAUAUCGGAGCCACUCAGACUGUUUCCCCCUUGAACUAUAUCAGAGCCACUCAGACUGUUUCCCCCUUGAACUAUAAUACUAAACUAAAUUAAACUAAUCCUCCGUUCAAAGAACUGCGAUCAUCUUGGUCAACGAAUAACUGCCAUCUUGGUCAACGAAUAGCGAUCAUCUUGGUCAACGAAUAGCGACCCUCUUGGUCAACGAAUAGUGACCAUCUUGGUCAACGAAUAGCGACCAUCUUGGUUGACGAUAAGCGACCAUCUUGGUCAACGAAUAGCGACCAUCUUGGUAAAACGAAUCGUUUCAAUGCUUGUUUUAUCUAAAUUUUAUCUUUAACAUAUCUUCAACUAUUUAUAGUUGCCAUUUCAUAGCUAUAUGCCCCCCCCCCCCAAACAAAAUAAAGAUAUUACUACUGCAACAAAAAAAAUAAACGAGGUUCUCUGUUGCUGAACUCCAAGUGUUUGGUUUUUCUUAUACUCGGUUUAUGUUUUUUUAAUAAGUAAAUUGUUUUUUUUUUUUAAUUUUUUAUUUAUUUGAUAAAACGAAUUGUUUCAAUGCUUUUUUUUUUUAAAUUUUAUCUUUAACAUAUCUUCAACUAUUUAUAGUUGCCAUUUCAUAGCUAUAUCCCCCCCCCCCCCAAACAAAAUAAAGAUAUUACUACUGCAACAAAAAAAAUAAACGAGGUUCUCUGUUGCUGAACUCCAAGUGUUUGGUUUUUCUUAUACUCGGUUUAUGUUUUUGUAAUAAGUAAAUUGCUUUUUUUUUUUAAAUUAUUAUUUAGUCGGGUUCACUUUCGCAGGGAUGAUGACGAAAUAUGGGUUUACCAGCGCCGUGGCCUACUGGAAGCUGAAUGUCUACUGGGCCUUGUUUGGGACGCUUCUGUCAGGACUAUCGGGCAGUAUGCCGGCCUUGUUCAUGGCCAUCUACGUCUACACGGCAGACAACACCGGACACAACAAGAGCAGGUCGUUUGGUAUGGUGGUCGCCCAGGUAAACCAGGGAUAUCUGUCGUUUUCUGUUGGUAGCUCGGGGGAAAAAAAAACAACUUUGCAUCAUCGAAUAAAUAAAGUCAUUGCAGCACGGUUGCCGGUUAAAGGAGUUGUUUUUUUUGUUGUUUUUGUUGUGUCUCUGACUCUUAAGUGGCUAUGGAUUCGUCGAUUCAUUUUAAGUGUAGAGAGCUGUUCAAUGAAAACAGCCAAAACCCAUUAUUUAUCUGAAUGGAUCCCCUCGUAACGAUGUAUUAUCAUUUUUUAUAAAGCUCCUAAAACUUCCUAGAAGCCGCCAUAGAUACAUGAAAUAGUUUGCUCAUCAGCUGAGUACAAUUCUAAAUGUUAACACGUUAAUGAGUUUACCACAAAAUUGUUUUCUUAAAAGUCUUGUUCUGAAUUUUUUUUUUUUAAUACACGAAGUUUGUUAUUUUAAAACUUCGUUUUGCAAAUCUAUUUAUAGAUUUUAUUUUUUUUUUGAACCAAAGAUAUUUUAAUUAGCAUGUCUACUUCAUUUUUUCGCCCACUCUUAUUAUUAUCUCUAAUUUUUAGGUCGGAUACAUUUAUAUACAUAUCUAAAUUUAAUUUACACGUACGUGAUUUUUUUUAAGGCCUUUGCCAAAAAUGUUAGAUUUGAAUUCUGCAUGAUCGUUAUUAAAACUGAAACUGUAUGUUUUUACUUACACAAACUGUAUCUCAUUAUUAGCCAUCCCCAUCAUGUUGGAGGCAAAGUCUGUGCAGACAUGAACAUAUAAUCCCCUCUUUCCUAGGCCACAAUGAAUAUUUUCUACGCACUGACCCACCUGGUGGUGGGUUAUUUCAUCAAAGGUGAAGGUUACAUCUGGCCGAUGUUUACAGCAACACUCGUCCUGUGUCUGUCUUUGCUGGUCUGUGUCUGCUUCCUGAGGGAAACUCUGGACACCAGCAACCUGGGCAAACGCGCUAGUCUGAUUCAAGGUUUGUUUGUUUGUAUGAGUCUGGUUCAAAUUUUUUUUUUAUUGUUUGAGCCUGUAUUAGAAGUUUGACUGUUUGUAUCUACCUGAUGCAAAGUUUGUGUUUGUGUAUGAGACUGAUUCAAGUCUGCUAAAGAAUUAAUAAUUAUUAAAAGGGCUUCUGUGCUGUUGUGGUGUAGCCCAUUUUUUUGUACUCAUUGUGUUGUAUAUUUUUUGCACAGGUGUCAAGAGCGUCUUCGGUUUCUACCUGGUGAAGACCGACAACCCCAGGUACAAGAGGAAAGACUUCCUUAUGCUGGGAUUUGUCUUCUUCAUGUACUCCACCUGCUUGGGUGUAUCGAUCCAGAGUCUUUACCUGAUGAACGAGCCGUUGUGCUGGAGUUCGGUCAAGAUGGGGAACGUCAUAACAUUUCAGGUGAGCGAAAGACAUAAUACGUCCUCACAAAAAUAAUAGUUAAUUUGAGAUUCGUGUGACGAACUCAUGAAACUUCACGCAGAUGAAUUGGCAGUCGGUGCAUCGACAAAAUCUAGGCUUUAAAGCUCAGGUGGGCGUGUAGAAAAUACAAUUUUGACUGUUUUUUUUUAACUGUUGUUUGAUUAGAGCAUGAUACAAUUUUGGAUUGUUUUUGUGUUUUUUUCUGUUUGAUUUCAGCUUGGCAUUAUAUAAUGGUGGUCACGUUUGUUAUAAAUAACUUUUUUGUUUUUUCCCCUCUACAUUCUCAGGGUCUCCUCAGCUCAUUCGCAUCUCUUUUUUUAAUGCGACUCAUUCAAAAAAUAUUCUCAGACGAAACUAUCAGCAUAGUCUCCCUUAUAUCGGCGGGAGCAAGUCGUUUUGUUCUCGCCUUCGCUGUUAAUGAAACGAUGAUAUUUGUUGGUAAGAUGAUAUAAUUUGUUGGUAAGAUGAUAUUUUUUGGUAACAUGAUAUUUGUUGGUGAGAAGAUAUUUGUUGGUCAGAUGAUAGUUGUUGGUAAGAUGAUAUUUGUUGGUAAGCUUACAUUUUAUGGUUAGAUUAUAUUUGUUGGUAUGAUAAUAUUUUAUGAAUUAUCUUUGUUGGUAAGCUAUUAUUUGUAGAUAUUAAGUUAUUUGUUCUAAGAUAUUUGUUGGUAAAAAUAUAUUUGUUGGUAAGGAUAUAAUUUUAGUAAGAUGAUAUUCAUUAGUAAGUUUUGUACAUCGAGGUCAGGCAACUUUUUUUUUUUUUUUUUUUUUUUUUUUUUUGGUGUAAAAAAAAAUAACUAGUAAAUAUAGGUUCACAUUUUUAGAUUAACUAAAUAUACUAGUAGCUAGCCAGCCUAUAUAUUUUCAACGCUAAAUCUGUCCAUUUCAGCUUACACCAUAGGAAUGUUUGAAAAUCUUCUUCUUCCAAUCAUUCGUGCUAUUCUAUCGCGGAUGGUUCCAUCGGAUAAAAGAGGUGAGUUAGCCGCGAACUGAUAUGUGUGUUUUUCCUGCAAAUAGAGCCAUUGUUGUUUUGAAUUGUAUCAUAUUUGCAGUAGUGAUUUUCAACGUGAACAGCCAAAUAAGGGGGGAAAGGGGGGGGGGGGUUGGGGUUUAUUAGCAAAAGAAAUAGUGUUAGGUUUUUGAGGUAUAUUUACUUCAUACUGAUAUUGAUCAUGUUAUAAAAUGUUUACUUCAAUUCGACUAUAACAAAUUUUUCCUGCAAAUAGAGCCAUUGUUGUUUUGAAUUGUAUCAUAUUUGCAGUAGGGAUUUUCAACGUGAACAGCCAAAUAAGGGGGGAAAGGGGGGGGGGGGUUUGAGUUUAUUAGCAAAAGAAAUAGUGUUACGUUUUUGACGUAUAUUUACUUCAUACUGAUAUGGAUCAUGUUAUAAAAUGUUUACUUCACUUCGACUAUAACAAUGUGAAUUGUGCAGGCUCCUUGUUUGCCAGCGUUGCUGUGAUAGAAGUUGCCACAUUGGCUGUUGCCGGUGCUGGCCUCGAUGCACUUUAUUCUUUGACAGUGGACAUCUGGCAUGGACUGACCUACUUUGUUAUAGCCAUUUGUCUCGUAUUGGCAGCGACUGUCAUGCUGUAAGUACUUGAGCAAUUCAAUACAUAACUAUUGUAUAUUUUGUGUUUCUAACUGAAGGCUUGCGUCAUGCAACAAUGAUUGGAAAAGAAUGUAAAAAUCGUUGAGUCAUUAUUAGAUACAGUCUAAGUCAUUGACCCCAUUAUAGAAUUAUUUCAAAGCUUUGUGUUUUUUAAUGAUUAAUGGAUAUCGUACAAUUUUUAAUUUACGAUUUUUUAUCUUAGCCUUGUAUUAUUUUUGUUGUUGUUGUAACAAUUUGAUCAAUUGCUCGCUAUUUAUAUAAACAAUCAUCAUAGAAACGGCGGGCUAGACAGCUAGUAAUCAAUCAAAAGUCCUAUAGAACUGUUGAGCGCCACUGUUCACGCCAAACUGCCAUAUUCAAUCGCGUUCAACUUUUAAGGUACAUUUCUGUAACGAAGUGGUUUACUCCCUUCACGGUCGUUGUUGCUAUGUUCCAGGUUGUUCAACAUCAUAAUCAAGAGACGCCAGCCCAGCGGUAAAUCAAUCAUUGUCAUAGAGGAGAAACUCAACGAUAACUGAAAUAUUAGCUGUCAUGGAAUGGAGGAGCUCGUCACUAAAUUAUUUUUUGUAAUUAAAUUAUUCUGUGCCUAUUUUUUAAAAAAAAAGUUUUGAAUCAAUUUCUAACUUUUUACAUUAUGUACAUUGUAGUUUGUAUUGUAUUUGUACUGCUAUGUACCCGUGGACACAUUAUAUUUGUACUGCUAUGCGCUCGUGGACACCGUGUGCCCAUAUUAUUAUUAUCUUUCAUUAUUAAUUUAUUCAAAUGUGAUAUUUUUAGAAACAUAUUUAUGCUUGUUUCAGAUAAGUUUUUGUCUUUUUGAGUCGGAAAAUCACACGAUUGGGAUUCAAACAAAUGCACUCACUUUUCCUCAUGUAUUAGGUUCAUUUUCAGAUCCCGAGCUAACAGAGAAAAACGGAGACUUGGCAUGUAUUUGUAAUCAAAUUGUGCUGAAUCAAAGGCAAGGUUUACUUUUUAUAUUAUUAUUCCAGCGUACUCUGUGCCGGUCACCAAGUCAACUGACUGUCUCACCAAUGUAACACUUCCCAUGUUAUAUAAACUAAAUAAACAUUGUGAGAAUGACAAAUACGAUCGUGGAUUUUAAAAAAAAAACAAGUACUGGUAUUGAGAUUCAUUGUAACACCACUAGGACAUGUUUUCCGAUGAUGUUUUGUUGCACAUUUUGUGAAUGUUUCUGUGUUAUAAUAUUAGAAGCUCAGCUGUGUUAUUAUUUAUUUACUUUAUAUUCAGAUUGAAUAGAUUAAAUUGCAGUAUCUAGAUUUCAAUCAUGUCUUACAUUUUCUAUUGCAUUCGGGACACAUUUUCGUAUGGACUCAGUGGGCUUAAGCCUAUGGCCUAACAAAAGAUGAGGGGCUUUUUUUUAAUUUGUGG
Lymnaea stagnalis (great pond snail) is the source of this 9736-nucleotide messenger RNA. The record is from the annotation of a GenBank genome assembly. Lineage: Eukaryota; Metazoa; Mollusca; Gastropoda; Lymnaeidae.